GACUCGUCAACACAAUCUUAUAAUAUUUGCAAUAUCUACUUUUUCUCGCCUGAAUUCCGUUCUCUAUCGAAGCCAAAAGGAUGAAGUUUUACAGAUGUCAACUGCUGUGUGUAGUAUUCCUGGUGCAACUUACUAACAUAAUGAUGAUCCCACUACCAGAGGAUCUCACUGGGAACGAGUCACAACGUCAAAUAUCUUCAGAAAAUCAUCACCACGAACCAAUUGAUCGUCGUGCGUCACCCGUGGCUAUGGUUCCUACGAAACGAGAUACGCGCCAUCUUGACAUGAGUAUUCCCAGUAAUAGGGCUGUGUUGGAAAUAUUCUACGAAUGGCAGUUGUUGCACGGAGGAAUCGGUAUCAUUCAAUCAAGAUACCGAAGGUCAGCACGCUCAAAACGCGCAGUACCAAGGCCAACAACACUAGCCCGAUCUAAGCAUCAUGGACGACGUAGGUCUCAAUACAAAAGACACGAGGAUUCGUUUAUCAAAGCAAUGCAUAAGAAACAUAAAGGAAAAUUGAUCAACUUAGAAACAGCUUUGAGGAGACUUUUUAGACAGAUAUAUUUUAGGAACCGUGGUUUUGGAAAAGCUUGGUCAAGAUAUGGCUGAAUGAAAUUCAUCCUCGUGUGAGUGAGACCAUGUGUGUUUCCUGAAACCAUCGUUCGUUCCAUGAGCAUUGUAACAGGAUCAUUGAUCAUUGUUAUCAUCCAGAUAGACAAGAAGUAACCCAAUACCAGUCCGCAAAGAUACUACAAUCAAGAUGCCGAGUGAAGCUGAAUAUAUCUGUACGGAUCAAUAGGACGCUGUUGCGCUAAUCUCGCGUGAAUUACAAUUAUAGACAACUUGUGGAAGCAUGUUUUACUGAAAGUGCGUGUUUUGAAACACUGAACUCAAUGAUUUUACUUAUGUACGGCAGUGGUUUUAUAUUAUUUUAAACAUUUACGUUGUGUUCGAAUAUCUGUAAUACUCGCAAAACGUGCAAUAUUUCCGUUGGACGUGAAUAUUACUCAACAUUGUUCUCCCAGGGUCAAAUACGUUAAGACAGUAGUAGCUCGGGCUGAACAUAACAAGACAGUAGAUGCUUGAAGUUGAACAUCAAAAGACAGUACUCGCCCGUGGUUGAACAUUGAAAAACAUAUUUUACCCAGGGUUGAAAAUAAAAAGGCAGUGUUCGUCCAAGGUUGUAAAUGAAAAGACAGUAUUUGCCUUGGAUCGGAAUUGAUAAGACACUUUUUAUACAAUACCCAGAUUUGAAAAAUUGCAUCUCAUGAGGUGUACGUACCUUUGAAUCUCAUGAUAUUUAUGUAUUAAUUUAUUCAAUGUAUUGUAUGUGUAUUGCAAUA
Messenger RNA from Mizuhopecten yessoensis (Yesso scallop), 1342 nucleotides. RefSeq lists its product as uncharacterized. NCBI's taxonomy places the organism in Eukaryota, Metazoa, Mollusca, Bivalvia, Pectinida, Pectinidae. The record is from RefSeq and is a predicted model, not a curated record. The transcript is spliced from 2 exons. The coding region runs from base 81 to 608 and encodes 175 amino acids.